CGCUUGAGCUUCAAGCCCCUGCUUCGGUGGUCGAAGUGAAACCUUGGCAACCAAGCUCUCUUGUGGAGACGCGGGAGGAUGUGACGUCACACAUGCGACACACAGACACAACCAUUGUUGUUUAUAUUCUCCGAGAGGUAAGGUGCGGAGCUCUCGUUGGUAGUUAGUUCGUGUGGUUUGACUGGUUUGUGCUCGCUUUUAUUAGGUUCACCGGAAUACACGCUGUUUAUAGCGUUUACUUUCAACUCGUUCCUGUGGUGACGGUGAAGUGUCGCGUGUGAAAGUUUUUGAACACGUGUGAUCUGCUCUGCUGGAUCCUGAUUGAACUGUGUGGUUCCAAAUAGUUGUGUCCGGAUUUUUUAGCUUGGGUUCCAGAACCUGGCCUGACAACAAAGACGUUCACUCCACGUUCAUUUACCAAAAGUGACAUGGAGAAGACCAGAGUUGAUCUGCUGAGAGAAUCAUUCUCCUGUUCCAUCUGUCUGGAGCUCCUGACGGAUCCUGUCACACUUCAUUGUGGACACAACUACUGUAAGAGCUGUGUGGAAGGUUCCUGGAGUGAAAGGAACAUCUACCAGUGUCCUCAGUGCCGACAGACCUUCACACCGAAGCCUGUCCUGCAGAAGAACACUGUGUUAGCAGAGAUUGUGGAGGAGCUGAAGAAGACUCAAGCUGCUGACCUCUGCUAUGCUGGACCUGAAGAUGUGGCGUGUGACGUCUGCACUGGAAGGAAGCUGAAAGCCCUCAAGUCCUGUCUGAUUUGUGUGGUCUCUUACUGUGAGCAACACCUGGAGCCUCAUCUGGAAGCUCCGGCCUUCAGGAGACACAAGCUGGUCCAACCGUCCAAGCAACUCCAGGAGAUCAUCUGCUCUCGCCACCAUGAGGAGAAGAAAAUGUUCUGUCGUACUGAUCAGCUGGUCAUCUGUCAUCUCUGCGCUGAGGAACAACACAAAGACCACGACACAGUUACAGCUGCAGCAGAGAAAAGCAGGCAAGAAAGAGAGGUUGAUCGCCGUCGAGAAAAGAUCCAGCAGAUGAUCCAGGAGAGAGAGAAGGAAGUGAAGCAGCUUAAGGAGGAGGAGAAGAAAAUCACUGUCUCUGCUGAUAAAGCAGUGGAGGACAGUCAUGAGAUCAACCAGCUGAUCCAGAACGUCCAGAGAAGAAUGACAUAUUUUGAGCAGCGGAUCAGAGCCCACCAGCUGAUUGAAAUGGCUCGAGUCCGAGAACUUCAGGAGCAGCUGGAGCAGGAGAACACUGAGCUCAAGAAGAAAGAUGCUGAGCUGCAGCAGCUGUCACUCACCAACAGUCACACAGUAUUCCUCCAGAACUUCUCACUACCAGAGGUCAGUGAAGACAUGCUUACCCCCAGGCCCUGCAUGUUCCGUUCCAGCUUUGAAGAAGUCACACACGCCAUGUGGUCCUGCAGCAAAGGACUCCUGGACGCUGUGAGAGACACUUUGAUCGACACCUCACCGAUGCCCCAUUCAGAGCCCAAGACCCGAGCUGAGUUCCUCAGAUACUCUCUGGACAUCACCAUGGAUCCAAACACUGCACAAACAACGUUGAAGUUGUCUGAAGGAAACAGGAAAGUGACGGGCAUGGUAGAACAUCAGUCUCUUCCUCAUCAUCCAGACCGAUUUUGGCAUUAUCCACAGGUCCUAAGUAAAACGCCUCUAACUGGAUGUUGUUACUGGGAGGUGGAGUGGGAAGAAGAAAUAAAAAUAGCAGUCUCAUACAAGCACAUCCGUAAAUCAGGAGAACAAAGUUAUUUUGGGGAUAAUGACAAAUCUUGGGCUUUGCAUUGUGACGAGUGCAGUUGUACAUUUACCCAUGACAGCAUCCGUACUAGAUACAGAACUGUUCCUUCCUCCAGAGUGGGAGUGUACCUGGAUCACUCUGCAGGUCUCCUGUCCUUCUACAGCGUCGCUGAGACCAUGACCCUCCUCCACCGAGCCCAGACCACCUUCACUCAGCCUCUCUAUGCUGGAGUCUGCAUCUGGAUCAGGUCGUGUGAGUUUGUGAACCUGAAAUGAAAACAACAGUGUGAGAACCAUUGUGUCUCACAGACUCUUCCUGCUGCUCGUUGACUUCACAUCACAUGAUCAAUAGCUGCUUUUGAAAGGACCCUGCUUUGCUGAUCUGAAUUUUUUUUUUUUUUUUGCAUCCUUCUGGCGUCGGCAUCCAUUGUCAUGCAUCUAAAGACUUUCUUAAUCCAAGAAUGAUGAGGCAUGUGAUCACAGGACUGCCAUUUCUAAAUAAAAGAUGAUUUAAUGAAUGAACCACAAAAAUGGUUGUUGCAAUAAAACAGAGCUUGUGUUGGCAGUUUCCCUCUACAUGGAUCACAGUCCAGCCCUCACCUCAGGGGAAGAGUCUGGGUGACAUCCUGGACAUUGUCAUCACCAAGACGAGGCCACCAGAAGCCGAACUUUAGACUGCGCUGUGUGGCGGGAUGGAAACUGGCGCUCUGCUGUUUCACUGUGAGGCAUGGUGGUCCUCAAAGAGGAACCUGAGAUGUUUCAGGAGGAGGAAUAUAUCAAUGAACUUGCUGCCAGGUUUAUGGAACCCAUCUGACACACAGGGCUUCUCACUCUGCUACGGGCUGUGCAGGUGGUUUUCCAGCAGGAGGCGCCUUCAGGAGUUUCUGGCUGCGCUUCAUGUCCACUUUAAGUUCUUCAACUCUGGAGUGAACCUGCUUGACUCACUGCGAACAUCAACACUGUCAAGAAUCUUCAGAAAGAAUGUCCACGAACAGUUUUACCAGAGAGGAAUUAGUGUUGCUUUAAAAAGUCCACCCCGGCCUUCAUCUCACUGUCCUCAGAGGAAGAUCUAGACGUGUUUGACCUGAAGAAAUACUUUGCUUCAGAGGAGGUUCUUGAGAGGAUGCUGCCGGUGGUCCAAGCUUCAAAAGAAGUUCUGUAAGUGGAUCAAACACUGAAACCUAAAACACCUCUGAUCAUGUGAACUGUUCAUGAAUGUUUGAAUAUUCUUCAUUUUAUUCAGACUGAGUGACUGUGGACUGUCAGAGAGAAGUGGUUCCCUUCUGUCCUCAGUCCUCAGCUCUCCGUCCUCUAGUCUGACACAACUGGACCUGAGCUCCAACAUCCCGUGGGAAUUGCAAAAAGGCCACCAGUGCUUCCACUCCUCUGUUCCUGGACUACAGGUCUCUGAAUGGUGAAAUGGCUUAGAACUGGCCGUAACAGCCAUGACAGUAUUUGUUUUGUGGCUGAGCUGUAGUCCUUUCUCCUCUGGCUGUCAUAAAUGGCCAGCUCAUUUGGUCCACAGAACACAUUGCUGACUGUCACCCAAUGAUUGCCAUCCACAUGUAGAACCUGAACAAACUUGGACUUGGGGGUUCCAACCACUCCACCAUUCCCAAUGACUGAGAAAAGAAGGACUGACUGGAAUCUGUCCAACUCUGGGUGCUGUCUUGCAAGGUAGUAGGAGGUCAAAUCUGUUUCGUCACUGGUAAGCCAGUAAUUUUGAUUCAAAAUGCUGGUGAUGUCAUGAUGGCUAUAUGCCAAAAAAUUAGGCUCUUUAAAGAGAAGGGCAUGAGAGCAUCCUUGUUUUCACCAUUCAAAAAGAAAACUCCACCCAAAUUUCCAUUUGUAAAGAAGACACAUGAGGGGCAACAAGGACGCCAAUGCACUGUCCAUGUGUACUGUGCGUGUCGUACAGUGCACAAUGGAGAACUGAUGGUUCAGUGCCAUGCCUGCAAUGAAUGGUAUCAUCAUACUUGCAUUGACAUUCCCGAAACAGCCAUCAACUCAGAAGAAGAAUGGUUCUGCCCAAAAUGCUUUGAAGAGUGAAAGCAUCACUGGCAUGUAUACUGGGAGUGUGUAUAUAUUGUAAAUAGACUGUAAAUAAGCCAUCUAUCUAUGUUGAGGGAGCCAUAAAGAUGUACGUGUCUGUCUGUCUGUCCAAUAUUUUUGUCUGUCUGUCUAUCUAUCGAUCGAUCUAUGAUGCUGCAAUAGACAUGUUUGGAUUACACAUUGAAUCCUGGAUUAUUCCAAAAUGCUGCCAUGAUAUGGGACCAAAAUCACUCUGGUGGUAGCUACUACUCUCUACUAUGAGCUGGUGAUGUUGUUAUUCACAGACCUUUGCACAUUUACGUGUAGUAUUUGGUCAAAGUACAGUGCACUGUAAUGUAAAUGCAUAUUUAAAUCACAGGCAUUUGCAUAUAAAAUGAGUAAAAGUAAAAAUGAUCCAAGGUUUUGAGUGUUAGCAGGACUAAAUUGAUAAAUUAAUGAUGUCAUUCCGGAUGUUUCACACCUAAAAUAAAAACACCAAUCAUGUUUGACCAAGAUGAUACAGAUUUUCAUAUCUCUCGUCCAAAUAUUAAUUCGGCUCAAAAUAAAAAAUAAC
Messenger RNA from Synchiropus splendidus (mandarinfish), 4362 nucleotides. Its product is annotated as tripartite motif-containing protein 16-like. The transcript has 2 exons. Bases 429 to 2033 code for a protein of 534 amino acids. Gene Ontology annotation, molecular function: protein binding; zinc ion binding. NCBI's taxonomy places the organism in Eukaryota, Metazoa, Chordata, Actinopteri, Syngnathiformes, Callionymidae. The record is from RefSeq and is a predicted model, not a curated record.